GUUUGCUUGUUUUUCAUCACUAUUGUUCAAGGAUAGAGAUUCCCACCUGCAGAUACUAGCGCCGGACGUUCCUUGUUGAAGUUCACCAUGAGGCUGUACCUUUUGACAGGACUCCUACUGGCCGUUGUAGCCAUGAUGGUCCAGGAAGGAGACAGUUGGCCGCGAAUUCGUAUUCGCGUAAGAAGAAUCGUGAGGCGUGUAGUCAACUUUUGCAAAAACCGCCCGGUUACUUGUUACAGAGUCGCCACUGGUGACGAAAAUAAACUGCAGGCCAUGAUGAAUGAUCAGGACGGGGACGGCAAGAUGGCGCUACAUGAGAUGGAAGAUAAGGAUCUGUUUGAGGAGCUUGACGCGAACGACAACGGAUUCGUUGACCAAAAAGAGCUGGACAAUCUCCAGGAACAUUUUAAUAUGAUAACAGCUCUGACCCAGGGUCAGUCCUCGGAUGAUGACCAGCUGGACGAUGAGCUGAACGAAAAAGAACUCGCUGAACUUAAAGAUCUCCUCAGCAACCAGCCUUAAAAGAUACACAGAGGAGAUUCAAGUCUGUUAUUUUAUGAAAUGAGAUUUAUUUCCCUCAUUUGACUUCUUUGGACAUUGAGAUUGCUGUUAACCAGACGCAUUCUCACAUUGAAAAUAAAUCAAAUGAUUUCA
Molecule: messenger RNA, 654 nt
Organism: Lingula anatina
Lineage: Eukaryota; Metazoa; Brachiopoda; Lingulata; Lingulida; Lingulidae
Molecular function (GO): calcium ion binding
Source: RefSeq, a predicted model, not a curated record